AAUAGAACACUACACUUUUGGAGGCUCAGUUGUCAACAUCUCAUCUGCUCGAUUUAAUUUUUUCGAUCGACUAAUUAAGGAUAUGUCUGAUAUUCAUACCUUGCGCACAAGAAGGUCUCGAACAUUAAGAGAUGACAGAAGCAGCGAGUGUUCAAGCAAGUACAAAGAAGAUGCUUUGGGUGCCUUAAGAAGUCCCAUACGAUCAAAUGAUGACUCAAGUAGAAAACAUUUUAGAAGAGAUAGACAUGGACGGAUCCAGAGACGACAGAAAAUGAGUUCUCCAUACAAGAGAGAAAUGCCACUGAAUUCCAUUGAACACUUUCCACCACUGGGAUCAGCUCUAACUCCUGAUCUGUCUUUCAAACUGACAAAUGAACAUCGAGCAUCUCGUGGAUGGUGUGAGCAGGUGGAUGAAUUUGAAACUAGAACACAAGUCGAGAGAGAAAACCUUCAACGCUUCAGACGAAAACUGGACAUGAAUGCUGAUAAAGAUAAGAAGCGAUUUGAAGUUGAAGAUGAUGAGGUUGUGCUUGCUCGCAGACAAAAGACACUUGACUAUGGCAAAAAUACCAUUGGAUAUGACCGGUACAUCCAAACCAUUCCAAGGGCCAAGAGACAGAAGUGCCACCCAAAGACCCCAAACAAAUACUGGAAGGUGAGCCGCCGAUCCUGGGACACCCAGGUGAAGUCAUGGAGGAAGAAGCUCCACAUAUGGGAUCCACCCUCCGCAGGGGGCAAACAUAACACCAGCACUGAUGCAGCUUUUACAGAUUGUUCCUCGGAAGGAUCUCUUGAAGCAUCCAUGGAGCGUGAUCUCAACUUGGACUCGGACAACUAUUCUGACUCAGAAUCAACGUCUUCAGUUUCCUCGACCAAGCGAUCCAAACCUUCUGUCUCCCCAGUAUUCAUGGUGCCAAACUCUAUCAUCCCUCACACCAAGACCGAUAUCCCCAGCAGUAUCAAGCAGAGCUCACCCAAAAAGUCUGAAAACACAGACAAAGAACUGUUGAAGAAAUUUUCCAUAGACGAUUUUGAAAUGGAUAAUCCUGAAGAAAUUGACAACUGGGAGUGAAGGCAUCUUUUAUGCCUCAUCAAUGCUCUCAUUACAAUUAUUCCAUCUCAUUAGAUUGUUAUGCAUUGUUCAAAAUGUUUGUCUUUUUCUGUCUUUUUCCCCCCGUAUCUCUUUAUGUCAGACCUCAGGAACACUUGAAUGCAUGAUAAAUAACAACUUGUAUUUGUCCUACCCAAACCACUAGUGGACAGUUGUUUUUACUGGCAGUAAUACAAGUAUCAGUAUUGAUAUAACCACUGGAUAAUGGAAACUUGAUAAAACAAUCUAGGAUGAUGAAAUUUUUACCAACAAUGUGAAAAGUAAACAUAAAAUAAUACUGAGGGCUUCAAAGUCUUGUGUAAGUGGUGCCCCAACUUAAAGGUGGGUCCUUGAGAUUUGAAUCUUCGGAUCUCUCCUUUAUUUUCUCAUUCCCCGUCCCCCCUUAUAUUUUGUCAUUGUCAUUAACAGUAUGACCUUUGACCUUCAAGACAUCUUGCUAGGACUAUGUACAUGUGAAACUGCUUGAAAAAAUCGAUCAAACUGGUACAGGCUUACAAAUAUGGCAAUACUUUAUUUGUCAUCCUACCGUAUUUUUGACUUUUUUGGUUUUGUAAAUCCUGUCAUGGCUAUCUCCACAUUUUAUUACGGUACAUUACAAAAAAUGACAAUGGCUCAUGAUUAGUUGCAUAAUAAUCACUGUGGUACCAAGUUAGUGUCAUUUGUUGAUGCUGCUCAUUGAUUGGUUUCAUCAUGCUUCAAUAGGAUAAUGGUUCGGCUAAUUAUGAUCCUUGUUCACUGAAGUAAUGACUGUCAACUACCUGCCCCGUGUUGGGCUGUCCUACCACAUUAACACGUGUAGCCAAGAGACACCAGGGGGUUCAGUUCCCCAUGUGGGUACAAUAUGUUUAGACCAUUUCUGAUGUGCCCUGUUGCGAUGUUCCUGGAUUAUUGCUAAAAAUGGGUAUGCCAUAUUCACUCACUCGCUCGCCCGCUAUCACAAUAAACUGACAAGUCGUCAAAUGGCUGAAAUGUUGUGUCCAACCUGGUGCAUGUAUAAUCGGAACUACAUGUAUGACAAUGUUUACAUUGCCUGGAACUGAAAGUACACUGCAACAUCUAUUCUCAUUUACAAUUUUUCUACCCAGCUUCAUCACCAAAAGUGAAAUGUUAUGUUAAACAUUGUCUUUUUGUACAGGUUACAAAGAAAUCAAUUUAGAAGCAAUAAUUGACAUAUUUGGAAUAUGGCUGUGUCGCAGUGAGCCUGACUAAAGUUGUACAUACAGCAUCUGUAGGUGUUUGACAGUGCAUUUCACUGUAUGAUGAGCCGUCUUCACGUAUCAAAAUUGGUUGUUGACACCUCUCAAUAAAAGUAAUGAUUGAUAUUUUUAGAGAAAAAUACACAAUUUAAAAAAAAAAAAAAUCAUCAAGUUUGACAAUAUUUAGCAGUUCAUUUGGAAUACUGGAACCUGUUGAGAUAGUGAUAAAAGUGAACUUGUGUGCUAAAUUUGUAUUACUGAAUUCGUGUAAUUACUAUUUACCUGUGAAGGAAAUAUGUGUGGUGGAUUUGAUGCAGCUCUUUUAUGUAUAGAAAUCCAUGUACUUGUUUAUUUAUAUUGACAGUUAAAGAUUGUUGUAGCCACUCUGUGCAGGAAAACGUUUGUAUGGAGCCCCGCUGAAAAUAAAGAUUUUAAUGUGAAUAAGUUGA
Messenger RNA from Haliotis rubra (blacklip abalone), 2756 nucleotides. RefSeq lists its product as uncharacterized. Gene Ontology annotation, cellular component: histone pre-mRNA 3'end processing complex; cytoplasm. NCBI's taxonomy places the organism in Eukaryota, Metazoa, Mollusca, Gastropoda, Lepetellida, Haliotidae. The record is from RefSeq and is a predicted model, not a curated record. Gene Ontology annotation, biological process: mRNA 3'-end processing by stem-loop binding and cleavage; mRNA transport. The coding region runs from base 83 to 1072 and encodes 329 amino acids. Gene Ontology annotation, molecular function: histone pre-mRNA stem-loop binding; mRNA binding. The transcript has 8 exons.